GAAGACGGAGAAGGACUUGCGCGCGGAGGUUCCUAGCGCCGCGGAGGAGGCAAUGGCCGUGGGAGUCUGGGGCUUGCGGCUCUGGCGGGCCGGCCCCGGCGGCGGGGCCGGCUGGAGAUUUAUAGCGACAUCACCUGCUUCUCAACUGUCACCGACCGAACUGACAGAAAUGCAGAAUGAUCUCUUUAACAAAGAGAAAAACAGGCAGCUAUCAUUAACUCCCCGAACUGAGAAGAUUGAAGUUAAGCACGUUGGGAAAUUUGACCCUGGCACUGUCUUUGUCAUGAAUAAAAACAUCUCAACUCCUUAUAGCUGUGCCAUGCAUUUAAGUGAGUGGUACUGCAGGAAGUCCAUUCUGGCUCUUGUGGACGGACAGCCUUGGGACAUGUAUAAGCCUUUGACCAAGUCAUGUGAAAUUAAAUUUCUUACUUUCAAAGAUGAUGAUCCGGGAGAAGUCAAUAAGGCUUAUUGGCGUUCUUGUGCCAUGAUUAUGGGCUGUGUGAUAGAGAGGGCAUUCAAAGAUGAAUAUGUGGUCAGUUUGGUCAGAGCUCCAGAAGUUCCAGUAAUCACUGGAGCCUUCUGCUAUGAUGUAGUUUUGGACAAGAGACUUGAUGAGUGGAUGCCAACAAAAGAGAACCUAUGUUCCUUCACCAAAGAUGCUCGUACUUUAAUUUAUAAGGAUCUUCCAUUUGAAACUCUGGAAGUUGAAGCAAAAGUGGCGUUAGAAAUAUUUCAACACAAUAAGUACAAAUUAGAUUUCAUAGAAGAGAAGGCAUCUCAGAACCCUGAGAGAAUAGUCAAGCUACACAGAUUUGGUGACUUCAUUGAUGUGAGUGAGGGCCCUCUUAUUCCAAGAACAAGUAUUUGUUUCCAGUACGAAGUGUCAGCGGUUCAUAAUCUUCAAGCCACCCAGUCGAGUCUUGUACGAAGAUUCCAGGGUCUCUCUUUACCUGUGCACUUAAGAGCACAUUUUACGAUAUGGAAUAAACUAUUGGAAAGGUCUCGGAAAAUGGUGUUUUUGACAACAGGUGAGUACAUUUCUAUGAAGAAAUUUUCCUUGAAAUUAAGCAACCACUACUACCACAACAACAAAAUAAUAAAGAAAAAAGAAAAGAGAAAGAAAGAAAAAAGUAAUUAGUUGUCUAAAUAGCUAAAGCGGUAUUGUGGUUGUUGACCCUGUUAGUAUUUUGGCAAGAGAAAAGUUGUUAUUUGGCAAUUCUUUUCAUUUUUAUUUGUUAGUAUCAUGGGAAUGAUAUUGUAGAACUUGAAGAAAAAUAAGAAUAUUACUGUAUAGUAGUUGUAGUUCUUAAUGGUUGUAAUGGUGUUAAUUAGGUCUUGAUAAUUUUUUGGUAAACUUAAUGAACAUUUAAAGAUUUGCCAGAUAUGAGUUAAAGCUGCCUCGACAGUUGACAUAUUAAAUAUUCAAAUGUCCUGAAGAACCAAAUUUGAAUACUUGUGCUACUGUCGUUUAUUCUGUGUCACUAGCAUCUAGAUUUCACAAAUAGGAAUGAUUAUAUUUCUUGACCACGAUCAUCCCUGUUCACUCUUUCAGAGACUAAGUGUUAACUUUUUACUUACAUUAUCUGAUAGCUCUCCUGUGUAACCUGGCCUCAUGAACCCUUCCUCAUUACCCUAAGUUUCCACUCUAGUCAAGCUUACAAGUACACAUCAAACUUACUUUCUUGUUUCUUUGUUUUAGUUUACCUUCUUCUGUCACUUCAUUUUUUUCCAGCUUUAUUGAAAUACAGUUGCCAUACAGCAUUGUGUAAUUUUAAGAUAUACUGUGUAAUGAUUUGUUAUAUCUAUGUAUUGCAAAAUGUUUAACACAAUAAGGUUAGUUAACACAUCCAUGAUCUCAGAGAGUUACCUUUUUUUUAUGAUGAGAAGGUUUAAAAUCUCUCUUAGCAACUUUCAAAUACGUAUUGCAUAUUGUUAACUCAAACUUAUGCUCAAGUUUGUGUCUUUAUGACAGUUAUGUCUAGACUCUGUUUCCCAUCCUCCUCCUGUCUGUUUACAUCCUACUCAUUCUGCAAGACCUUGUCCAAAUCGUACCUUCUCCAUGUAACAUUCUCAGAGUAAUCUCUGAACAAAUAUCCAUCCCUGCAAUCUCUGCUUGAUUGUAUCCCUCCUCAUAUUGUUUUCUGAUUAUUUUUGCUAGUACAUUUACAUUGUGUUAACCCAUUCAGGGUUGGUUGUAUACUAUGUGUAAUGCCAGAGUUUGAACACAGCACUUGGCAUAUGGGGGAUUACCCAAUACAUUUUUAGUGAUUAUUUUGCAUGAUGAUGUGUAAACCUAGUCUUUAUCAAUGACUUUACAGAUAGAAUUCACUAUUUAGGCACUUAGCUAUAAUGUUUUUGUGUAAAGGUGAUAUAAAUUUUCUUUUUCUCAUGAGAAGAAAGUGUUUUUGAAUAGAGAGAGUAACUUUGUCUCUUUGGUUGGUCACAAUGUCCAUUUUAGAUUAAGAAACUAGAGAAAAAAAUGAGUCUAUAAGAAAUGUAGAAAAAUAGUAGAGACAGUAACCUAGAGUAGUAUCUAGUAGAAAUCAGUGAGUAGCUGUUUUUGCAACAUUUAUUUUGGUUCAGUUUCCUUCUUCCACUGUUUGUUUGCUCGUCUAAAGGGAGUAGGUUAAACAUAUGCUUCAUUGAUUUAACUACACAGACUUAUUGAAUGUUUGUUAUGUGCCAGCAACAGUGGGUAUAGUAAUGAACACAAUCUUCUUGCUGUCCUCAAGGAAGUUACUUGAACAGGAUAACUAGACUUAGAAGCAGACAAUUCAGGUGUACAUGUGGGGCUCUGGCAUAAAGAAGAGAAGGACCCAAACCAAGCUGGGAGGGGUUGGUUAAGGAAGCUUCCCAGGAAUUGAUGUUUCUUAAGCUGGUUUUAAGCUACUCGCCUAAGAGGUGUGGAGGAAUGGAGUGUGUGGUGAAUGUAAGAUGAAUCUGGAUGUACAGUCACAUGUAGGGUGGGUGAUGAGUCCAGAUUAGUUUGUUGGAAAUAGAAUAUGAGGGGCUUGUCUUCCAUGAUGUGGAAUUUGCAUUCCCCUCCUGAAGGUGAUUGGAGGUAACUGGAGAAUUUGAAUAAGGAAAUGACAGGUAACUGGAGAAUUUGAAUAAGGAAGUGACCUAUUGGUAAACUAUUCCUGUGUAAAAGCUCAUUCUGGGGGCAGCAUGGAAGAUAACUGUGACUUAAGCCAUAGUAGAUGAUGAGAUCCUGAAGUUCCGGCAGGGCAGUGAAAAUGGCUGUGAGAGUUACUUAGGUGGGACUAAUAGGACUGUUGAUUAAAUAUGCAGGUAAGAGAACUGUGGAUUCUCUCAUGCCAGGCUUGGGCACCUGGAUAAAGCCGUUCACUGAAAUAGAUAAUGCAGGAAGUAGGGCAGGUUUUGGGGGUGAUGAGGGAUACAGUUUAGCUCUGUUUGUUUGCUAUGUCUGAGUGACAUAUAAUAGAAAUAUUAACAUACAGAUAUCUGUUUCUACUAAACCUGUAUUAUACUGUAUUCAAAGUAGAAUUAUUGAUUUUUUUCAACAAGAUAGAUUGAUUUAAAAUACCUUGUUGCAGCACUGCUGAUAUUUUUCUUAAACUAAUGAUUUCAUUUUAUAGAUGAAAAAUAAAAUGACCAUCUUGAGAAGCCUAGAUAUAUGCCUCAGUGUAUUUUUAAUGGAAUUGUUGUACUUGGUAAUUUAUAUUGGGAACUUGGUCUUGUAAGUUUUCUUCUCUUUCUACUUAACUUUCUAUAAUAAUUACUAUUGAAGGAGAAAGACAAAGACAGGGUCAUUAUAAGAGAAAGGCUGUGCAGUGAUUUUAAAUGGUGGGUGAAGGGUAAAACUAAAAGUGU
Molecule: messenger RNA, 3834 nt
Organism: Globicephala melas (long-finned pilot whale)
Lineage: Eukaryota; Metazoa; Chordata; Mammalia; Artiodactyla; Delphinidae
Gene: MRPL39
Product: mitochondrial ribosomal protein L39
Cellular component (GO): mitochondrion
Molecular function (GO): RNA binding; nucleotide binding
Source: RefSeq, a predicted model, not a curated record